Messenger RNA from Brenthis ino (lesser marbled fritillary), 852 nucleotides. The record is from the annotation of a GenBank genome assembly. NCBI's taxonomy places the organism in Eukaryota, Metazoa, Arthropoda, Insecta, Lepidoptera, Nymphalidae.
AUGGCUGACUCAGACGCCAGCGCGGACACAGAUGCGUCCAUUGGGCGCAAGAGAACGGCUGCGCGUCCUCCGUUAGCGGGCUCUACAGGCUCGGAAACGGAGACCGACGAGCGAGUACGCGCGAAGGAAAAUAAGGCGCGAAGGGGGAGGCCCAUUGGAUCUGGGAGGGGGACGGUCUUGACCCGUGCGCGCGCACAAUUGCGCAAUAUGGAGGCUGAGGCCAGAGAGCGGGAGUUUGAGCGCGCGCUUGAGGCGCGCGCUUUUCGGAAGAAGCCUGAAAAGGCGGAUAAGGCGGGGAAGGCCGUUUUCGAGUUCGGCUCGGAUUUGUCGGCCUCUGAGAGCCGGAAAGAAGGCAUCUCUGCUAGAGAUGUGCAGGGUCUGAGAGCGGAAGCAGGACGCAGCGUGACGGAGAUUCUCCAUGUUGCCAGGACCUCUGGCAACCUGAAGGGGGAAUAUGUCCGCCGUCUGAAGCUGGCUGCUGAGGCCCUGACGGGGAUAGUGGACGCCCUGGCGGAUCGCUCCUCGAAUGAGGAGACGAGGAAGGUGGCUGCCGACAAUGAGCGGCUGCGCAAGGAGGUGGAGAACCUGAAGGCGGAGGUUAAGGCGCACCGUCGACAGUUCUCGGAGAUGAGGGCGAGUGCGCCGUCCUCCUCCCUGCAGGGGGAUGUUUUAGAGGAGUUGAGGGCCUCUCUUAUCUCCUCGGUUGGGGCCCUCAUGGAUGCCAAACUGGCCGGCAUUGAGGAACGCCUGCUGCCGGCCAGGUCGCAUCGUCCGCCUCUGGCAGCGGACAGAAGAAAGGAGACAGAAACAGCUAACGAUCACUAUAAUUACGUAGUCAUCAGUUUCAACAAG